UGUAACAGCGCCGCUCAUUCGGAGCAGACAAAGGGCUAGAAAAGAAGCCAGAGUUGAGCACAGGAGAAGAUGAUUAUUCCCGUUCGUUGCUUCACAUGUGGGAAGGUCAUUGGAAACAAAUGGGAUACCUAUCUCGACCUUCUCCAAGCCGAUUACCCUGAAGGAGAUGCACUGGAUGCUUUGGGGUUGGUUCGUUAUUGCUGCAGGCGCAUGCUUAUGACCCAUGUUGACCUCAUUGAGAAGCUUCUGAAUUACAACACUUUGGACAAGUCUGAUCCCAGUUAAGAAGUCUUAUGGAUUUGUUGAUGA
Molecule: messenger RNA, 309 nt
Organism: Abrus precatorius (Indian licorice)
Lineage: Eukaryota; Viridiplantae; Streptophyta; Magnoliopsida; Fabales; Fabaceae
Product: DNA-directed RNA polymerase subunit 10-like protein
Exons: 4
Coding region: 70-285 (71 amino acids)
Biological process (GO): tRNA transcription by RNA polymerase III; transcription by RNA polymerase II; transcription by RNA polymerase I
Cellular component (GO): RNA polymerase II, core complex; RNA polymerase III complex; RNA polymerase I complex
Molecular function (GO): DNA-directed RNA polymerase activity; zinc ion binding; DNA binding
Source: RefSeq, a predicted model, not a curated record